GGGACCGCGCGCCGCUACCGCCGCGCUUUCUUUCUUUCCUGGACCCACGCACCGGGCGGGAAAGGGCCGAGCUGGUGGCUGCGCGGGCGCUGCGGGUUCGCCGCUGGAACCCGCUACCCUCGGAGGGGCCGGGUCCGCGCGGGCCUGGGGAGCGGGAGCUGAGUGUUUGGGCCGGGGGCGCGCGGGUCGGCCCGAGGCCCGCUGGUCUCGGGAACUUUGUCCAGGUUCCUGCUCCCCGGUCCCGCCCCAGGACCUCGAGGUAGUCGCUCGCGCUCAGCCCCCUGUUGCAUGCACGGGGCUGGCGCCCGGGAUGCCCGAGGAAGCCGCCCCUCCUUCGCGGCGGCCAUUCCUGCCCGCAGCCCACCCUUCGGCCCCCGGAACCUGCUCUCGCCACCGCCCGCCGACGCCUGGAGCGGAAAACGGCGUUUCCCGCGCGCGGCACCCACCCUGCCUCUGGAGUCCUGGGGUUCGGACCCUAACGGUUAAGCUCCCGCCCCUCUCCUCCCUGCACCCCGGGGGUGUGUCUGUGUGCUCGUUGGAGCAUCUAAAGGCCUUUGAUGAUGAAAUCAAUGCUUUUUUGGACAAUAUGUUUGGACCGCGAGAUUCUCGAGUCAGAGGGUGGUUCAUGUUGGACUCUUACCUUCCUACCUUUUUUCUUACUGUCAUAUAUCUGCUGUCAAUAUGGCUGGGUAACAAGUAUAUGAAGAACAGACCUGCUCUUUCUCUCAGGGGUAUCCUCACCUUGUAUAAUCUUGGAAUCACAGUUCUCUCCGCGUACAUGCUGGCAGAGCUCAUUCUCUCCACUUGGGAAGGAGGCUACAACUUACAGUGUCAAGAUCUUACCAGCGCAGGGGAAGCUGACAUCCGGGUAGCCAAGGUGCUUUGGUGGUACUACUUCUCCAAAUCAGUAGAGUUCCUGGACACAAUUUUCUUUGUUUUGCGGAAAAAAAACCGUCAGAUUACUUUUCUUCAUGUAUAUCAUCAUGCUUCUAUGUUUAACAUCUGGUGGUGUGUCUUGAACUGGAUACCUUGUGGACAAAGUUUCUUUGGACCGACACUGAACAGUUUUAUCCACAUUCUUAUGUACUCCUACUAUGGACUUUCUGUGUUUCCAUCUAUGCACAAGUAUCUUUGGUGGAAGAAAUACCUCACACAGGCUCAACUGGUGCAGUUUGUGCUCACCAUCACGCACACCAUGAGCGCUGUAGUGAAACCGUGUGGCUUCCCGUUUGGUUGUCUCAUCUUCCAGUCGUCUUACAUGCUGACAUUAGUCAUUCUCUUCUUAAAUUUUUAUGUUCAGACAUACCGAAAAAAGCCAAUGAAGAAAGAUCUGCAAGAGCCACCUGCAGGGAAAGAAGUCAAGAAUGGUUUCUCCAAAGCCUACUUCACUGCCGCGAAUGGCGUGAUGAACAAGAAAGCACAAUAAAGACGAGUCACAGAGAAAGCACAUAGACUAGCCUCACAGAUUCGCUUGUUUUAAAGCAAAGACUGAAUUGAACGUUACAUAUUUUAGGAUAAACUAAUUUCUUUUGAGUUUAUAAAUCAUUUGUACCCAGAAUCUAGUACUAUAUUGUUAUUAGGUUAAUCUGUUAACUGAAUGCUUUGAUCAGCAUUGAGGUGAUGCUGACCUCCAAGGACCUCAGAACUAACUGGUGCAGCUUCUCCCUCCCACAGACUGAACCUCCGGCCAGAAGCUGUCCUUGUAACGCCUUACACACAUAAACAGCCAGGAAACGUGGAGCACUGUUUCUCACAGAAAGUCUUCAAAUAAAAAGAGUUUUGUUCAGAUGAAAAUGUUUAAAACAAAACAUUAAUUAUAUUCUAAAUACAGGGUAUGUUCUAAUCUGUAUGAAGCAAUAAUUGCCAGUGCAUAAUUUGUUCCUUUAGCAGUCGACCCCAGAAAAUAUUAGCGUGGGAUCAUA
This is a messenger RNA of Sapajus apella (tufted capuchin), 1922 nucleotides long. RefSeq names its product ELOVL fatty acid elongase 2 (gene ELOVL2). Gene Ontology annotation, molecular function: fatty acid elongase activity. Lineage: Eukaryota; Metazoa; Chordata; Mammalia; Primates; Cebidae. The coding region runs from base 311 to 1426 and encodes 371 amino acids. The transcript has 8 exons. The record is from RefSeq and is a predicted model, not a curated record. Gene Ontology annotation, cellular component: endoplasmic reticulum membrane; endoplasmic reticulum. Gene Ontology annotation, biological process: fatty acid elongation, polyunsaturated fatty acid; sphingolipid biosynthetic process; very long-chain fatty acid biosynthetic process.